AUGAUAGGACCUGGGGCAUGGGCACAGCACUGUGAACAUGACUAUGGAGCUUAUACCUACUGCAUGGGUAUGUACGAUACUGUGUUGGAAUUUUAUGUAGAAGUGUCCUCUAAUUCAAGUAUAUAGAACUGAACUGUUGUAUGUUGCACAUGAGUUUUAAAUAAAGUUUUUACUUUAAUAAAUGGCUGUAUUUAUCUGCUUGUAUUCUCAAACACCCAGUUGAUUUAUAAAUGUUCUUAUAAAUGGAUGGGCUCAGUCUUGAAAAAAUAAAACGGAAAGUUCUACUUUUUACCACUAGAUGGCAGUAUAGGAGCACUGACAGUCCAGCAGGAGUUUUCCAAACUAUAGUGUGUGUACCAAUGGUGGAACAUGAGCCUCACCUGGUGGUACCCACAGACUAGGGGUGGGCAAUCAUGUGCAAUGGAGGGCCGAGAAGUUGCAGGUUUAAUUUCCAACCCAAAACUCCCCCAGGUGAUUUCACUGAUUAGUCCCUGAUCUCUGCUUGGAGGUAAGAUAAUCAGUGAAAUCACCUGGUGGAGUUUUGGGUUGGAAAGAAAACCUGCAGCCUCUUGGCCCUCUAUGGCACAUGAUUGCCCACCCCUGCCAUAGACUGUAUAUAGAAUUGACAGCAUCUAUCUCCUCUCUGGGUGAAGCCACUCCGAGAACAGCACACUCUGUUGAUGGGCUGCAGUAUAGGUCAUAAAUCCUGCCUCCACCAGCUAAGCUUAUGGAGCUGUGGACAAUCUUAAGAAAUUUAUUACACAGAACAUAAAAUUUUCUCCCCCCUGCUUGCAGUGUUGACAUGUAGUUACUGUAAGACUGGUUUGUGCUCAAGUCCUCUUUUUUCUGUGCCGCUCCGAUUUUAAAAGUUAUAAGGGGGUUCAUGUUUUCUAUGAUUGACACCUGAUACAGCCUGUUGGCAUUCAGGGAUUCCUUAGCUCUCCCAGGGGAUACACUGUUUGAGCCGAGCGUCAUCACAGCGACUCUCGGCGACUGCGCGCCUGAAUGCGCGCAUCCCUACUGCGCAGCGCUGUUUUCAGGAAAUGAAGAAAAAAUCCCGGAAAUACUGAGAGCUUUUUGGCUUCAAAUCUGUAUACAGGCAGGAGGCGGAACCAAGUUGUCCAUAGUAUAUGAAGUCUAUGGGUGGUGCCCAUAGACUGCAUAUAGAAUGGACACCGUCUGCCUCUUUGCUCACCAUCAUCACCUCUCAAGACUUCUGCAGAGAGAAACAUGUACAUUACAUACCAUAUAAAGUAACUUUGAAAACUUUCAGGGUCAGAGCUCCUCAAACUUCAGACAUUUUCAGCAGUGCAUGUUUGAAAGAGUAUCUACAGUUCCAGUUGUUGUUUCUCUUACAUCUGAUUGGUUAAUGCACAGUCACUCUCGAGGCAGCUGUUGGUCCGAGUUAUCUUUCAUUCCGCUUCCUCACAUUCAUGGACUCAGUCAACACCCAUGAGUAAACUCCUUCUCUUUAUUCAUCACAGUGUCUCCAUUGUCUACAAUGCCACUACGAGAACAGCACCCUCUGUUGACUGGCUGCAGUAUAGGUCAUAAAUCCCACCUCCACCAGCAAAGCUUAUGGAGCUGUCCAACAAAAAAAAAAACUUAGAAAGUACAAAUCAGUCCUGAUCAAGGUCCUGGUCAAGCACUGGGGUCUUGCAGGAAUCUGAAAGUUGGCAGUUUAAAAUCAUUGAGUCAUAUUUAAUGAUUCAAAUAAACAGUAACUAUCACCUGCCAAACUACAGUGUAAUUAUGCCAACAAUAGGAUUUAUGCAAUUGCUGAGUCAACAACAAGCUUUUCGUCUCCUGUGUGAGACAGUUAAUCCCGCCUUCUACACCUAAACCCUCCAGUUUUGUGAAAAUAGUCUGAGGGAUCUGGAACCAACAUCUGGCUUUCUAAACCAGCUGCAGACCAGAGCCAUGUGAGGACAGGACUACAGAGUAAUCUGAUACCGUUUGAACAGUUCCACCCUUUUUUAGAGUUACAUCAUUCAUGUUUUACAGAUUUUUCUUGAAAUCCUCUUCUCAGAUUUCAAUUUAGGGGUGUGCUCCUCUUGACCAGUCUUUGCCCUUCACACCCGCCAUGUUUUUGCCAAAACAUGACUCUCAUUCCUCGUUGGUUAUGUCAGCGUGUGAGCAUGAGGCUGUAUCUGGACAGUCACUGACCCGCAAAAUAAACCUAAAUGGUGUGUCUUAAUUCCCAAAUUCCUAUCAUUUGGAACAAAACAGGCUUAUGCAGGUUUAAAACACUUUAGGUCUGAUAAAAGCAGGAUGAUUGUUGUUCAUGAAUUCAUAUCUGAUCUGGAAACAGACUGUUUUAAAACACAGGUUUGAGCUGCACAGUGUUAGGCACAAUUGGAGAGUGAAAAUGGUGCAAAUUCAAGCCUGACUGGUUCAGUUUAGGACAUAGUAAAAUGGCUCAUAAAUACCAGAAGUACCUCCAAUGCUAAUAACAGACUCACUUAGUCUGGUCCUUGACUUCAGAGCUACAACAAGCUGUGAAUUCAAACUGCUAUCAUGUCCAAAAAAUGAUUCAAUUCUGGGAUUAAAUCACGCUCUAAAACAUGUGCAUGUGCGUGUUUCCACAUGUAAGUCAGGAGGUACUGUAUUUCCAGUCAGACUAACAAGCUCAUUUUACCUCACUCGGCGUAAAGGUUUCCUUAAUUCCAUCACAGACUCGGAUGGAAAGUGUUUUCUCCUGGCUCUGCUGUUACAGGCCCAGAAAAUAGUGACUCAUAUCGUUUGCUAGAGGCUGCAGUCAUUUUUUCCGACGACUUCAGGCAGCAGAGGAGAGCCGCAGCCCUCACACAUACACACCGCUUCUGCUUCUUCUGCUUCUUCUCUGCUGGACUCUUCUUUGCAUGGUAAGACCCACUACACACAUGAAGUUAAAGUUAAAAAGUUACAUAACAGAGGAAAGAUAUUUGCAUGUUUUAAAUCCACUGUGUUGAGUUUGAGUGUUGGUUUGGUUCUGCUGGCAUUUGUUAACUUUUGAACUUUCAACAGCUGGAAAAAUACUCAGCCAAGGGAGUAGACAUAACAUCCAGAGUGUAAAUAGGAAAUAACUUUAUGGUGCAGAGCGUAAAAGAAAUAUUUACUGUUCUUCAUGCAAAAUUAAUGCCUUAGAAGGAGAUUUUAAAAAAUGUGGCAGCAUUGAGUCUGAUUUCUGUGGAAGCUCAGAGCUGACAACCAUCCAUACAUCGUUUUCCUUCAAUUGCAGUGAUGUUCAUUUUUUUAUUGGAGAUAUAUUUUUCCCUGAUUCAAUAUAUAAUGACUCAGUCCAGUAUAUGCAAACUCAAAUUUAAACAUUUUGUUUAGAUCUAGUGCCUUCAGUAGAAAAAGUAAAUAAAAGCACCAGCUCAUAUUUGAUCAUUUAUGGUAAGUUGAAACAACAGGAGUUUAUUCUUCGUCACAGGCAGAUGGGGUAAAUACAAUGUACGAAUGCGUGUCCACCUCAGGCUUCCACACAAUACUGUAAAACCAACCUUUGUGCUGUUAAGACGAAUAAUACAUCUAAUGUGAGGGUAAAUCAAACUAAACACCAAUAAAAGUCUUUAAGCGAAAUAACAUCAAGUUAUCUGGACAGUGAACAUGUCGACAUGCACAACACACUGUUUCAAGUGUUUUCACAUAUUUCACUGGUUAUGUCAUGGCUGCUAACUGAAAUAAAAAGGGUCCAGUUGUGCUCUGUUAUGAAAGCUCGGUACUCUGUGGUCUUACUCGUAGAUAAAGGGAACCUGUUACGUGAAUAAAACAAAAGACGAGUUACAGGAAAAGAGCAGAGUGGAAAAAAUGUGAAGUAGAUAAAGUUUGUCAUGAUGCCAACAAAUGACCUUUCCAGCUGGGCCUGUGUUUGUUUGUGUGUGUGUGUGUGUGUGUGUGUGUGUGUGUGUGUGUGUGUGUGUGUGUGUGUGUGUGUGUGUGUGUGUGUGUGUGUGUGUGUGUGUGUGUGUGUGUGUUCCAUAAGUCUAACAGAGCCUCAUACUUCAUGUGUCAGACAGUUGGAGAUGCUUCAGGGGGCAGUAA
Xyrichtys novacula (pearly razorfish) is the source of this 4026-nucleotide messenger RNA. Lineage: Eukaryota; Metazoa; Chordata; Actinopteri; Labriformes; Labridae. The record is from the annotation of a GenBank genome assembly.